This is a messenger RNA of Corticium candelabrum, 1695 nucleotides long. RefSeq lists its product as uncharacterized. The record is from RefSeq and is a predicted model, not a curated record. The transcript has a single exon. The coding region runs from base 1 to 1470 and encodes 489 amino acids. NCBI's taxonomy places the organism in Eukaryota, Metazoa, Porifera, Homoscleromorpha, Homosclerophorida, Plakinidae.
AUGUUGGUUGGAAGUCUCUUGCUCAGCGGGCUAUAUUUAGUUGCGGCUGAUUGGGAGUUGGCGUGUCAAACGUGGACGGAAACCUUAACGGGAUGCCAAGAAGACGCACAAUGGCUGGUCUCCUACAUGCCACCUAUAGAUGGUUCAUCUCUACAACAACAAGAAGCGGUUCCAAAGUGGUCGGAAAAAAUGUACGAAUGGAUUAGCAUCCUGGGAUCAUACGAUAUUUGCUUGUCGGACAACUUAUCGGACAUUAACGCGUUGAGAUCUUCGGUAGACUCUGCAGUGCGGGCUGAUCCCGUCUCUGCACAGACUCUGAUUGAGGCUACCUACGAGGCCUAUCUUAUUUGGGCUGAUCUCCUCUUUACGUCUGGUCAAGGAGAUCGACUGUUUAUUCCUCGAUACAGCGAAAAUUCAACGCUAUCGGAUGACCUGGCCGACGUUCAGACUGUGAUGAGGAACGCAUUCAAUGUGUGGUACGAUCACGGAACGUGUCGGGUUGUCAAUGUGUCCCAAUGUAGACUCGGGGCAGAUAACUCGAGUCUAACCACUGAUGAUCCGGACCUCAGUUUCUGUGGUGAUGAGGCAACGGAACGAGAUGAAGAAUGCGACGACGGUAACUACGUUAAUGGAGACGGCUGUUCUUCAACCUGCAAGAUCGAAACGUGUCCAGCCCCGACAGACAUCCCGACAGACAUCCCCACAGUCAUACCGACAAUCAUUCCAACAGCUACAAAAGGUGAUUCAGGGAGCGGACCGACUGUGCGUACCACUAGUACUAGUUCUCUAGGUUUUGGAUCAGACCUGCCCGGAGAACCAAUUACAACAGGGACUGAAAAAACAACCGCUCCAACACCACAUAUGUACACUUCUAAGGAAAUGCCCGACACACCAGAGCCCAGUACUGACGAAAUAAUAAGUGAUUUGCCGUCGGUUCGACGCAAACGAUCACUUUUCUGUUGUCCCGAUGACUGCGAUAAAGAGCAUUCCCUAAAACCAAAGACAAAACGCUUGACCAACUUUGCUGUACAACAGUGGAGAGCAGCUGAUCCAGACACUCUCAAAGACAUGUUUAACGGGCUGGCUCUAAUUACGAAAGCGAUGUCACUGCUGGGGAAAGCUACAGGAAAGCUAGGAAAACAACUAGUCAAAGUUCAAGUACAAAUGGCUAACGCCGCCAUAGCCGGGCUAGGAAAAAUUAACGAAAACCUUGCGAGAAAUCAGGGUGCAGCCAUUUGGGUUCGAAUCACAGGCGACUGUUGUGAAUCUGUAUCGUGCUGUAUAUUUUGGUCUCGACUAACUUGGGUUCCAAUACACAAUUGGUACAAAUGUCAACCAGCUGAUUUCCCUGGAUAUGAUAUCAACGACAAGAAAGCACUUGGAGCCAACAUUAUUGAUUGUAUUAAAGCAGCUCUAGCGGCAAAAUUCAAAUGUGACGAUCCAGGAGGAACGACCGAGCUUAUUGUUUAGAUUAAUUCGAAUUAGAUUGAUAUACAGUUGUCAGUUGUUGUAAACUUGAUGUCUAAAGCUGGAAGUCUGUCGUGUCAAGCAUCUGUUUAGCUAAUUCUGUUGUAGGAUUUCUAGUUGUUGCUCUAAAUGGUUUCUGUUUGACAGAUGUAGUAUACCGGCUUGCAUCGGUACUACACACAUAUGGUAACAUUAAUAGUAUGAUUUUCAAGUACAAAUUCAGUGUAU